Impatiens glandulifera is the source of this 2136-nucleotide messenger RNA. Its product is annotated as protein NRT1/ PTR FAMILY 5.1. The record is from RefSeq and is a predicted model, not a curated record. Lineage: Eukaryota; Viridiplantae; Streptophyta; Magnoliopsida; Ericales; Balsaminaceae. Gene Ontology annotation, molecular function: tripeptide transmembrane transporter activity; dipeptide transmembrane transporter activity. The transcript is spliced from 4 exons. Gene Ontology annotation, cellular component: membrane. Bases 261 to 2033 code for a protein of 590 amino acids. Gene Ontology annotation, biological process: dipeptide transport; transmembrane transport.
CCUAGACUUAUUACCAGAUAAUGUGCAUCCAAUCAAGCAAGACCAUUAAGUAGGAAAGUUUUGAAUGGAUAUCCUACUAAGCAAAGUGGGUUCACCACCUUUAUUUAUAUAUUUGCUAUUCUUUCAUCCAUUUCUCACUUGGAAGACUCUGUUUCUGCUUUACUUUUAUAAAAGCUCAUAUAUGUUCUCACAAUUUUGUGUCAACCCUUAGCAUUGUCUGACUAGCCAAAUAAAUUUUCUUUCAAUAACCUGUCCUUCUAAUGGAAGCCAAAGAUGACUACACCAAGGAUGGUACUGUUGAUCUUCGUGGACAGCCUGUUCUUGCUUCCAAAACUGGCAAAUGGAAAGCCUGCUCUUUUCUUGUUGGGUACGAAGCAUUUGAGAGAAUGGCCUUUUAUGGAAUAGCUUCCAACCUAGUGGUGUAUUUGACCACUCAACUCCAUGAAGACACAGUUUCAUCUGUGACAAAUGUCAACAACUGGUCAGGUGCUGUUUGGAUGACGCCUAUCAUUGGUGCUUACAUUGCAGAUUCUUACUUGGGUCGGUUCUGGACCUUCACAUUGUCAUCUCUUAUCUAUGUCGUGGGUAUGGUGCUUCUGACAAUGGCAGUGUCCAUAAAAUUCUUAAAGCCAACAUGCAGUAAUGGAAUCUGCAACAAGGCCACUUCUUCUCAGACAUCAUUCUUUUAUGCAGCUCUGUACAUCAUUGCUAUUGGUGCUGGUGGUACCAAACCAAAUAUCUCCACAUUUGGUGCUGACCAGUUCGAUGACUUCAACCCUCAUGAGAAGAAGCUCAAGAUCUCUUUCUUCAACUGGUGGAUGUUCAGUGCCUUUAUUGGUGGCCUCUUAGCCACACUAGGCCUUGUCUAUAUUCAGGAGAAUCUGGGAUGGGCCUUAGGCUACGGAAUCCCCACUGUGGGUCUCCUUUUAUCACUUUUUGUCUUCUACUUGGGUACUCCUCGUUACAGGCACAAGUUCAGGAAAUGCAAGAGCCCUGCCAGAUCCCUGCUCCGGGUCCCAGCUGCUGCAUUCGCUAACCGCAAACUUGACUUACCCCAAGACCCCUCCAAGCUUCAUGAGCUCGAUGUUCAACAUUAUAUUACCACUGGGGAACGCCAAGUUCAUCAUACUCCCGUAUUUAGGUUUUUGGACAAGGCAGCAAUCAAAGACACGAGAAGAAUCCCAUGCACAGUAACCCAAGUGGAAGCGGCAAAGCUAGUCCUGGGAAUGUCAAUGAUAUGGCUAGUAACCUUAAUCCCCAGCACCAUAUGGGCCCAAAUCAACACCCUCUUCGUAAAACAAGGCACCACUCUGGACCGUCGUCUCAGCUCCAACUUCCAAAUACCAGCAGCCUCACUUAGCAGCUUCGUGAUCAUCUCCAUGUUAAUCUCAGUCCCCAUUUACGACCGUUACUUCGUCCCAUUCAUGAGCCGCAAGACAGGGAACCCACACGGGAUCACCCUCCUGCAGCGUCUGGGCAUCGGCUUCGUCCUCCAAAUCGCUGCCAUUGCGGCAGCAUACGCAGUGGAGGUGAGGAGAAUGCGGGUGAUAAGGACGAACGGGAUAGUAGGUCCUACAGAGGAGGUGCCCAUGAGCAUAUUCUGGUUGAUGCCACAAUACGUUCUGUUGGGAGUGGGAGAUGUGUUCAAUGCGAUCGGUCUGAUGGAAUUCUUUUACUACCAGUCACCGGAGGAUAUGCAGAGCAUAGGAACGACGUUUUUCACUAGUGGAAUUGGAGUGGGGAACUUCUUGAAUAGCUUGUUGGUGAUAAUGGUGGAUAAGGUGACUGGAAGAGGCGGUGGAGGGAAGAGUUGGAUUGGGAAGAAUCUGAAUGAUUCUCACUUGGAUUACUAUUAUGGGUUUUUGUUGGUUAUAUCUUCACUUAACAUAUGUGCAUUUGUGUGGGCGUCAAGCAAGUAUGUUUAUAAGAGAGAAUCGACAUUGGGUAUUGGAUUUGAGAGGAUGAUGAUGGAACAAGGCAGUUCCAGUUCUAGUUCGGCCAUGGAUACAUCUAAGCUAGAUCUACAAGUAUGAUUUCUCUUCUAAUAUGGCUACUGUAAUUCAUGUAUAGCCGAUGCUAUUUGGAUUGGAUUGGAUUGGUGCAUAAUAUAUAAUAAGACUAUAACUCUAGUUGCAC